Molecule: messenger RNA, 303 nt
Organism: Rangifer tarandus platyrhynchus (Svalbard reindeer)
Lineage: Eukaryota; Metazoa; Chordata; Mammalia; Artiodactyla; Cervidae
Source: the annotation of a GenBank genome assembly
AUGUCGGAAGCCGCUCUUGAACCCCACCUGCCCCUCUGUGCAGAGGGGAAGAGCUCCCCUGUUCUGUUUCUCUGCCCUGCACCCACCCCACAGCUUCCUGCUAGAGAGAGAAUGCCCCACCCACCCCUGUCCCUCCUCAUCCCCAGGCCAGGACAAGGACCUCCUGCCAGCCUGCAUUCUGGGGACCCCCAGCUGCCCCCCACGACCCAGGCGCAGUCUCCCACAUUCAGAGGUAGGGCUGAGCAGGGAGGGUGGGUCCCUGUCUGUCUGGCCUCCUGCGCUUCCUGGGUCAGUGCUCUGUGA